Messenger RNA from Lachancea lanzarotensis, 1938 nucleotides. RefSeq names its product LALA0S13e00628g1_1 (gene BSP1). The transcript has a single exon. The record is from RefSeq and is a predicted model, not a curated record. Lineage: Eukaryota; Fungi; Ascomycota; Saccharomycetes; Saccharomycetales; Saccharomycetaceae. The coding region runs from base 1 to 1938 and encodes 645 amino acids.
AUGCACUCUCCACGGCGGGCUGAGAGAGAUCCUGAGCUGGAAAAGUAUUUGGCUCGCGUGGAGGAACUUGAUAACGAGAGAAAUGGCUCAAAAACCACCAACAACGAGGAUUUGAAUAAUAACUCUAAAUAUCGACCGCAAGACCUGGAAAUAUCUAAAAAACUGCUCAAUGGUGAAUAUCCUGUGUUAGAGGACAAAUUUGCGAUUCCAAAUCUCGGAAGAACUUCCGAAAUGGCUUACAGAUCGGCCUACAACUACGAAAAAUCGUUUUCUCCAAAACGCAACUCAAACCGCCAGAACUCGCCUAUAAGGGCCGAUAAACAAUCUGGAAAGCGGAGUUAUGGUGAUCACACUGAUAUAUCUGUUUCACGGUUCGAUUUCCGCGAUUCUGGGAGGCAGUACACCAUUUCAGAAGAAGAUUACAUUCUCUUGACGCAAUUGAAGCAGGGCCUUAUUGAUUCAUCAUCGCCACAAUUAAAGGAAGAGGUUAAAAAGUAUCCAUCGCGAGGUAAAGCGAGGGUUACGAGAGAUUCUCCCCCUUCUUCCAGUCGGCCAACUAAACAUGUUGAAAACUACGGUAGUGACUACCUCGCCAAAGAUGACCCCACGCCUCCACCAUUGCCUUUAAGGAAACGAGUAGACGCAUCCACGACUUUUACCACUCCUAGCAAAACCGCACCAGUCAAGCCACCAAGACCACAGACGCUGCAUUCUGCAUCUGACAAUUUUAUAGACAAGCCAUCUAGCUUACCAGACCCUUCACUUCCCAGGUCGGCACUCAAUGAAGUUGGCACAACCCCUUCAAAGGCUGGCUCUAAUUCCUAUCUGACAUCUCUGCAGAAAAACAAGGUCACUGCUACCACUCCGUCGAAAUUGGACCUUAGCCUGAAACUGACGGGUGGCUCUCGGAUCCCUGAAACGCCUUUGAGCUCUGCUCAGAACAAUAAAGUUACUACCAUGACUUCACACAACAGCCAAGUGCCGAAAACGCCACCUCAGAAACCGAAUCGUCCGCCUCGGUCAUUUGUGACAUCUGCUCUAAAGGGCGAGAGUUCUAAGACAGAGCAUCUAGGAAAACCGCUGAAGAUCCCACCACCUCGAAAGCAUUCUAUUGAAAAAAAUGUACCAAAUGAGUCAACACUGGAACUCAAAGAACUUAAGCUUAAACUCAGAAACGCUGAGACGCAGGUCGACAACAACCGCGAAACCCAGACAGGCACUGGAAUCUUAUCAGACGUCAAGUUAAGUGUCCCUAAAACUCGGAAGUCCACCACCGAUGACAAAAUCCUGGCUAUUCAACGACAGCAGGCUUUAAGAACUCCACCGGCAGCUCCAGAAAGAAAAGUUUCAGAGCCUGAAGUAGUUGGUAAAAGGAAGUCACUCAUAAAAGCACCACCUAAACCUGAAAGAAAGCCCUCAGUGCCUGAGGCUCUUAAUAAAAGAGAAAGUCUGACGAAAGCACCCCCUAAACCAGCAGUGAAGGCUUCGCUGCCAGAGGCAGUUUCUAAGCUCUCUUGCCUCUCCAAGGCUCCUCCAAAACCAGCUCGCAAGAUAUCCAUGCCCGAAGCCCUGCAAAGACUUGAGCGGAUGAAAUCAAAAAACUUAAAAGAAGGAACAAUAGGAGGGGAUAGCGGUUACCGGGAUAAAAUUGGGCAGCAUACCAGCAACGAGGAGGAAGAAGCGAUAAUUUUAGCCAGAAAGCUCAAAAACAGUCAAAACAACAAAACUACUUCUGUUUCAAAGCUCGAUAAUAAUGUUCCUAUUGCAGUGCUUCCGACAGCGCAGGCUGUUGAUGUCAAACUUGCGAGACUACUAAGACCUGCCACUGAAGACAGUGCUAAAACUUUGGAGCCAAGCCAAUCCAAUAUUAAUUCUCUGGCACACCCGACCAAAGGACGAGCGCGGGGGCCUAAGAGAAAACCUCCCAAAACUGUGUAA